CACAAACUGAAAGAGUGGAGUUAUGUGCAUAGCCAUUCACUUCAAAUGUAAACAACCAACAUCAUGCGUCAUUUACGAGUUCUCUAUCACUCGACUGUAAUUCAUUCAGUAGCACGUGUCAGUUUGAUUCACAAGUAUAAAAGGCGAAGAGAUACAUAUCACUGUAUCAUUCGAUAAAUUAUUCAAACGAUCAUUUCUACAUCGAAUUUAACACAAUGAACAGAACAGCUUCCAAAUAUAUACUAACCGAAUCGAGAGCUAGACAGAAUUUCGCCAAAGAAUGUGAAGAUGCCAUCAAUAAACAAAUCAAUGUGGAACUACAGGCUGCUUAUGAUUAUAUGGCAUUCUUCACUUAUUUCGAUCGAGAUGAUGUGUCAUUUCCGAAAGCAGCUGAAUCCUUUCGAAAAGCUUCACAUGAAGAACGUGAACAUGCAGAGAAAUUGGCCAAAUAUCAGAACAAACGUGGUGGUCGUGUUCAAUACAAUGAUAUCAAGUGUCCAACUAAGACAGAAUUCGGUGGUUUGGAGGAUGCGAUGAACACUGCAUUGUCGAUGGAGAAGGCAGUGAAUGAGAUCAUCGUUAACCGACAAUCGAAAAUGAUUAUUUGGUUUUAAAAAUAUAUUUCGAUUUUAUAUUAAUGUUUGUGUAAUCGUUCACAUCACUGACUUUAAAAUACGUGCAAUUCUCAACUGUCGAAUUGACCAUCAUAUUUCGUACAUUACAUUUCUAUCUCUGAGUAGUAAUAUGAAACUUGAAUGUAUCGUAUUAAAUUGACACAUGUGAUAGUUACAUUUUAGUUUGGUUAGUUUCAUAGACAUGGUGAGUCACAAUUCACUGUGAAAAUGAAAUACUAAUCUAUUAAAUGACAACAUGAAAUACACUACAUACAUUGGUUCUAUUGUUUCUUCUCUUUUUACAGUCAUUAUUGAAACUUCAUGAAAUCGCUGUGAAGAACAAUGAUCCAGCACUGACUGAUUUCAUUGAGAGUCAGUAUUUGCAUGAACAAGAAGAUGCAAUCAAACAAUUUGCUGACUAUGUGACAGAGACAGAUCGAGUUGGAAGUGGACUUGGUCAAUAUUUAUUCGACAAGAUCACACUGAAAGAAUAAACACGACUUCAGUUGAACUGUUCAUUCAUUGUUAUGUCGUUCAUGUAUUUCUCUGUAUUGUUUUUAUUAUCAUUAAAUGAGUGAUUCUCAC
This is a messenger RNA of Schistosoma bovis, 1199 nucleotides long. NCBI's taxonomy places the organism in Eukaryota, Metazoa, Platyhelminthes, Trematoda, Strigeidida, Schistosomatidae. The record is from the annotation of a GenBank genome assembly.